GGUAGCUCCGAUGCCCUUUCUAUCCUCCGAGCACUGAAUGACUGAAUCGAGUUGGGGGAUCCCUGGUUUGGAUUUUUGUGCACUGUAGUGUCCGUUUCCUCACAGACUUUGGCAAAAAUGAUGGCAGCAAGGAUCCUCCUUCGCCGUGCGGCCCCUGCUCUCCGGCAGGUUCGCUUUUACGCCGAAGCUGCCAGCGCUUCUCCCCAGAUGUCCUUCACUUUCGCCUCGCCGAACGAGGUGUUCUUUAAGGAGGCCAGUGUAAGACAGGUUGAUGUCCCCACGCUGACCGGUGCUUUUGGCAUCCUUCCAGCCCACGUCCCCACACUGCAAGUGCUGCGGCCUGGUGUGGUCACCGUCUUCAGUGAGGAUGGAUCUUCAGCAAAGUAUUUUGUGAGCAGCGGUUCAGUCACCGUCAAUGCCGAUUCUUCAGUGCAACUGCUUGCUGAGGAGGCUGUUCCUUUGGAAAGCUUGGACCUUGCAACGGCUAAAGCUAACCUGGAGAAGGCCCAAUCAGAGUUGGUCGGCGCUUCAGAUGAGGUCUCCAGGGCAGAGGUUCAGAUCAGCAUAGAAGCCAAUGAAGCCAUCGUCAAAGCUCUGGAAUAAUCCUGUCACCUGCUUUGUGGUUGGAAGGUCUCCAUGUUUGCUGGUUACCCAUCCUGAGUGAAGUCAGUAAAUGCUUGUCAUAUGGAUUACUUUGUACAGUGGACAGACAUACCAAUAAAUUUAUUUGGAAUGAA
Molecule: messenger RNA, 737 nt
Organism: Pygocentrus nattereri (red-bellied piranha)
Lineage: Eukaryota; Metazoa; Chordata; Actinopteri; Characiformes; Serrasalmidae
Gene: atp5f1d
Product: ATP synthase F1 subunit delta
Exons: 5
Coding region: 118-603 (161 amino acids)
Biological process (GO): proton motive force-driven ATP synthesis
Molecular function (GO): proton-transporting ATP synthase activity, rotational mechanism
Source: RefSeq, a predicted model, not a curated record